Molecule: messenger RNA, 1786 nt
Organism: Aethalodelphis obliquidens (Pacific white-sided dolphin)
Lineage: Eukaryota; Metazoa; Chordata; Mammalia; Artiodactyla; Delphinidae
Gene: OR5C1
Product: olfactory receptor family 5 subfamily C member 1
Biological process (GO): G protein-coupled receptor signaling pathway
Cellular component (GO): membrane
Molecular function (GO): G protein-coupled receptor activity; olfactory receptor activity
Source: RefSeq, a predicted model, not a curated record
AGACAUGAAGUGAACAAAUGCUGUCAGAAAAAUAGUGCCAAAACCUUCAAUUUGUAAAAAACAAAAACAUAAGCAAGAAACAAAGCACCAUCUGUGAAGCAUGAUAAAGCCAAGUGCAAUAAAAUGAGGUAUGCCCGUAUUUACUGAGCAAUUACUAUGUGCCAGGCAAUAUUCUCAGAACUGUGGAUUCAAAAUUGAAUAAGACAGGCAAGAUUCCCCCUCUCAUGAAGGUUAAAUGAUAGUGACUUCUCAGCACUGAAAACACAGGUUUUGAGAGGUGAUAUGGCUUGUCCAAGGUCACACCGCUAUUUUGUUACACAGUUAGGACUCACACCCAAGUCUACCUGUCUCCCAGUACAAAGCGCUUUCUCACAGGUGAUGGUCCUAACCUUUCCCUCACCUCCCUCCUGCUUUGUCUCUCCCCAGACUCUGUCCUGCAGGAUGAUGCCAGAGAACUUCACUUGGGCCAGGGGUGCCCCUACGGAGUUCAUCCUCCUGGGCAUCACAGAUCGCUGGGACCUGCACCUGACCCUCAUCCUGAUCUUCCUGCCCGUCUACCUGGUGAGCCUGCUGGGAAAUGUGGGCAUGGUGCUGCUAGUCUACGUGGUCGCCCAGCUCCACACACCCAUGUACUUCUUCCUGGCCAACCUCUCCCUGCUGGAUGCCUGCUAUUCCUCAGCCAUCAGAGCCAAGAUGCUCGUAGACCAGCUGUUGCCCUGCAUCUCCAUCCCUUACGCAGCCUAUGCCCUCCAGAUGUUUUUGUUUACAGGGCUGGCGGAUGCCAAGUGUUGCCUGUUGACAUCCAUGGCCUAUGACUGCGAUGUGGCCAUCGGAAACCCUCUUCUCUACACCACUGCCGUGUCGCGGCAUCUGUGUCUGGUCUUUCUGGCAGCAUCAGGCCUGGGUGGGGCAGUGAGUGCCGUGGUCCACACGACCUUCACCUUCCACCUGAGCUUCUGCGGCUCUCGGGAGGUGAACAGCUUCCUCUGCGAUAUCCCUCCACUGCUGGCCAUCUCCUGCAACGACACCAGUCUCAGUGAACUUCUCCUCUUCGUCGUCUGUGGCUUCAUCCAGACAGCCACCGUGUUGGCUUUCGCCGUGUUCGGGUUCAUUGCCGGAGCCAUGAUCGGCAUGCACUCGGCCAAGGGCCGGUGGCGAGCAGCCUCUACCUGUGGCUCCCACCUCACGGCCGUGGCCAUGCUUUACGGGACAAUCAUUUUCAUGAACCUGUGCCCCAGCUCCAGCUACACCCUGGACACUGACAAGAUGGCAUCUGUGUUCUACACCCUUGUCAUCCCAGCUCUCAACCCGUUCACCUACAGCCUCCGCAACAAAGAGGUCAGGGAGGUGCUCGGAAGGAACUGGAAGCACUGCUGCUGUCCGAGGCCGGCGCACGAGUGCGAGGUCUGAGAGACUGGUUAGGACUGACUCUGAAGAGAUGAGGAGAGCUCUUCCCGGGCCCGGUCACUGUGGGUAAAGGUGGAGGUUCCUCUGGCUGGGUGUCUCUUGUCAUUGUUUGAGGGGGAGAAAAGGGGAGAAACUGAAGCUUACAGACAGGAGACAGGAACCUGGAGUAAUCUAGCCCCAGCGCCAGAAUCAAGAUCAAGUUAAUUGGCUGUUGAGAUGCCUUGGGUUCCUCGAUGUUCAGAACGUGGAAGUUCCUGCAUGUCACCAGGUGCAGUAACUAAGUUUAUUUGCCACUUGAACUUCUAAGAGGAUGAUUCCCAGAAACACCAGAUAGGAGCCGUAUUGGCUGCAAGUGUUUCUAGAUUCUUGCUCUUCUGAG